Hypanus sabinus (Atlantic stingray) is the source of this 3565-nucleotide messenger RNA. RefSeq names its product beta-galactosidase-1-like protein 2. Gene Ontology annotation, biological process: carbohydrate metabolic process. Gene Ontology annotation, cellular component: vacuole. The record is from RefSeq and is a predicted model, not a curated record. Gene Ontology annotation, molecular function: beta-galactosidase activity. NCBI's taxonomy places the organism in Eukaryota, Metazoa, Chordata, Chondrichthyes, Myliobatiformes, Dasyatidae. The transcript is spliced from 19 exons. The coding region runs from base 110 to 2014 and encodes 634 amino acids.
GCUCCGGCGCACUGUUGCUGCGCUCUCUUCCGCCUGUGGUGGUGUUGGUGUUGUUUGGAAAUCCAUUUAUCUUAAUGUUUAAGCUGUUGUUACAGAAAGGAUCGCGCCCAUGCAGAUCAUUGCAGUGAGGAGGGAGCAUGUGCGGAGAUUCGGACUCUUGCUUCUGAUUGUAGUGCUUCUGGUUUUGUACAGAUUCAGGUUCCACUGGGUAAAGCUCACUCCAAAAAAAAUGCAGAGCAGAAAUUUGGGAUUGCAGGCCAACAAAGAAUACUUCCAGUUGGAGGAAGAGAAGUUUUUAAUUCUGGGUGGCUCAAUGCACUAUUUUCGCAUUCCACGGGCCUACUGGACUGACCGAAUGUUGAAGAUGAAAGCCAUGGGAUUGAAUACUUUAACAACAUAUGUUCCGUGGAAUCUUCAUGAGCCACAGAGGGGGACAUUUAAUUUUAAAAGUGAUCUUGAUCUUGAGGCAUAUCUCAAAUUAGCCAAUGAUUUGGAUUUAUGGGUAAUAUUGCGCCCAGGAGCUUAUAUCUGCUCAGAGUGGGACCUUGGUGGUUUGCCCAGUUGGCUGCUCAGAGACAAGAACAUGAAACUGCGCACAACUUAUCCUGGGUUUACUGAUGCAGUAGAUGCUUUUUUCAAUGUGCUAAUUCCUAAAGUCCUCCCCUUUCAGUACAAACGGGGAGGUCCAAUUAUUGCUGUACAAGUAGAAAAUGAAUAUGGUGGCUACGCCAAAGAUGAUAAGUACAUGGAAUAUGUAAAGGAGGCCUUGUUGAGCAGAGGAAUAGUGGAAUUAUUGAUGACUUCUGACAACAAGGAUGGAUUAAGCAAAGGAUCCAUUGCAGGAGCUUUACCAACUUUCAACUUUCAGAAGCUGGAAUCUGGACUAGCAUUAAUGAAAGAUCUGGACCCUGCCAAGCCCAAGAUGGUAAUGGAAUACUGGAGUGGCUGGUUUGACCACUGGGGCAGUACUCAUCACAUCUAUCGGGAAGGAAUAUUGAAUACCAUUGAGGCUGUUUUAAGCAAAGGAGUUUCUAUCAAUCUCUAUAUGUUUCACGGUGGGACUAACUUUGGCUUUAUGAAUGGUGCUCAGGAUUUUGGCAGCUAUAUUGCUGAUGUCACCAGUUAUGAUUAUGAUGCACCCUUGUCUGAAGCAGGAGAUUACACAGAGAAAUACGUGCAAAUUCGGAAACUCUACAGCAAGUAUUUGGGUGAAGAAUUACCUGAAAUGCCACCUAUGAUGAAAAAGCAACGAUAUGCUCCUAUUCAAUCAAAGGAAUACAUUUCAUUAUGGGAUGCACUCGGUCAGGUAGAAAAGCCAAUCAGGAGUGAAAGACCAAUCAAUAUGGAGAACCUGCCAAUAAACAAUGGAAGUGGGCAGUCCUACGGAUACACAUUAUAUACUACAGUAAUAAGUAGUGGUGGAGUACUACAUGCUGGCCAGAAUGUCCGUGACAGAGCACAGGUAUUCCUUAAUGAUCUUUCUAUUGGAUUCCUGGACUACAAAAAUGUGGAAUUGAUGGUCCCAGACAUUACGGGUAAACAAAAUUUAAGCCUUUUGGUGGAAAACCGUGGUAGAGUGAACUAUGGCAUAAAAAUUGAUGAACAACGUAAAGGUCUUCUGGGAGAUAUCUUUCUCAAUAAGCAGCCUUUGAAGGACUUUAUAAUCUAUCCCCUAGAGAUGAAAACAAACUUUAUUGAGAGUUUCUCAGCUAUCAAACUGAAUCGUGUUCCGGAAAAACCUGUCCUUCCUGCCUUCUUCUAUGGCUCACUCUACUUGGAGUCAUUGCCCUAUGAUAGUUUUAUACAACUCAAGGGCUGGGAAAAAGGUGUGGUGUUUGUGAAUGGAUUGAACUUGGGCCGCUACUGGGAUAUAGGGCCACAAAAGACACUUUACUUGCCUGCUCCAUGGAUACAGCAUGGCAACAAUGAGAUUGUAAUAUUUGAAGAGAGUAAAGCUGGAAAAAUAAUUGAAUUUGUUGACCAGCCAGACCUUGGACAAAGUGUACAUGUGUGAAGACAAGCAAAAAUAUAUUUUUGGUAACUUCCUGACUUAUUUUAUAUUCUGAUGAAGGGGAGAAAAGUGUUACUGUGACUAAUCAGCACUACAUUUUAAAUAUUGAAAUUAAAUUUUCUUUGAAAUGUACUGGGUCAAAUUAUGGUUAAAUUGGUUAGAAAUAUAACAGAAUUGUCACCUUUUAAAGUAUUCACGUUAUUCUGAGUAAAUACGAAAAUUUUUGAUGUAUUUUGUAAUGUUACGUCAGAUUUUUAAUUGAGGAAUUAACUUGUUUGAAAUAAAUAUAUAAAUGUUUCAACUUAGGGUGGAACAUCAAGAAAUAUAAGACUUUUUUGUAUAGUAUUUGGUGAAAAUCAAUUUAAUAUGUUUGGGUAUAAUUAAUUUUACUGAACUUUUUAUUCACUGGAUACAAAUUUGUAAAGCAGGGUGAUUGCACUAAAAUUCUUUGUGGCUUUCUCAGGAAGCAUUGUGUAGCAAACUGUUUUUGUGCUAUACAGGAGCUAUCCUCACAUCUUAAACUUGUGAAUUAGUUGUGCACAGUGCCAUAGGGUCUUGUAGCAACUGGCAGGUAGAUAAUUAUUUUUGCUUGUUAACAAUGGUGUGAUUUUCUCCCUGUUGCUAUUAAGGGAACUCAACCAAGUCAUAAAGUAACAGUUGAGCUGCUUAUGAGCAGUAUAACUAGUCAAUAAAUCUAACCAUGUCACCAGUAGUUUACAGCCCACCUUGCACUACAUUGGUAGAUAUCAAAUAUGAGAGAGAUCAGAACUGUUUCACGUCUAGUUAAUUGUUCUUGGUUAGCUAACUCAGAAAGAAAAAAAAUCAUGUGAAUCCAGUAGUUGCAGCAUUCCCAGGAAAGCUCUUUAAUAUCAGGCUCUUCCCAGAAAACAAAAACCAGCAUUGAUCCCAAAGAUAUAAAGAGAAGUGACUGCAUUCAAACUGAUUGUAUAGUUAAGGACAGAAUCAAGCACGAGCAAUUCCUAUUAAGUUGAUUUAUUGAGGAGAAGCAUUGGAAAGUGAUGUAGAUUGCAGUGCAGUGAAGGGGCAUAACACACCAUGCUUACCAUCAUGAGAAAUGUCAAUGAAAUCAGCCUUAUCAAAAUUGCAAUUAGCUUUGUUUGUGACAGUGAUCUGAAGCCCUAUGCUUCAUUGAACUUCUCCUAACUGACCUCCAUACUCUCCAGAGAUCAGCAUCUUCCUUCAUUUAAAUGGUUUCUCGAUUACUUUAAAAGCUGCAUUUCUCACUAUCUCCACUACUGCAUUGAUAAGACAUACUGUUCUUUGAUCUCACCUUUCAUUUUCUUGGUAUUAUUUUUUCUUUCUAACGCUGUUAAUAUCCUUGCAGCUUUUAACGACUUAAGGGGGUUCACUAAAUGUUAUUUUACAUGCCUACCACCGGAAGAUAUUGGGUCCAUCAAAACAAGAUCCUGUAACAUUUGUAACUGCAAGUUCCAUAAUGUUCUUGAAGCGCUGUAACUAAUGGAAGAUUGUAAACUUGCACAAUUGAACAAAACACAGAUGUCAAAGGGAAUUAAAUCUCACUGAUUUCUUGUU